Paramecium sonneborni is the source of this 2886-nucleotide messenger RNA. The record is from the annotation of a GenBank genome assembly. Lineage: Eukaryota; Ciliophora; Oligohymenophorea; Peniculida; Parameciidae.
AUGUAAAUUAAAUAAAAUGUAAUUCAAAGUUUGAUUAUGUAAAAUAAUGCAAUAGAAUACUUGAUAUAAUAUGAAUCUUUGCAGUUGAUAGGUAUAUUUUGAAUAUAAUAAAGGUGAUUAAUCAUAUGGAUUAUUAAAUGAUUAAUAAUAUAAUUAGAAGAAAACCUAAAUAAGUUUAUUGAAAGAUUAAUAAUAUAUUGAUGCAGAAUAAUUAAAAAAGUUAGAAGAACACAAUGAAGAUUAAUUGAAUUAGUAGAGAAAAUGGAUUAUUUUAUUGGUAUUUUAAAUAAUCAGGCCUGAAGAACCUAAAAAGAUAAUAUGGGAUUUGAUAGGAAUGUCAUUUAUAUUUAUUCAAAUGAUAACAAUUCCACUAAUAUUGACUUUUAGUCUAGAAAUAUCAGGUGGUUUUGCUAUUUUUAAUGAUAUAAUGGACUACUACUUCUUAAUUGAUAUAUUUUUGUAAUUUUAAACUGGUUAUUAUAAAAAGUACUUAUGAGGAAAUAUAUUUGUUAGGGGUAACUUUGUUAGUUAAAGAAAGUAGAUCGCAUUAAAUUAUUUGAAAUUAUGGUUUUGGUUAGACUUAAUAUCAUCGUUUCCAUAUGAUGAUGUCAUUUCUUCAUUUAUUGAUGAAUAAAAUUCAUAAUCAUUUAAGAGGAAUACAUAGAUUAUAAAAAUAAUGAGAAUUGUAAGAUUCAUAAAAGUAAUAAGAUUAAUGAGAGCUUUAAAAUUAAAGAAAAUAAUAAAUUAAAUAGAAGAUUCAUUAUUUUUAGAUAAAACAAUUAUUUCAAUUAUAUCUUUUUUUAAGAUAUGUUUAAUAAUUUUAAGUUUAUCACAUUGGUUAGCUUGCAUUUGGAAUGGUAUUAGAUUUAUAGAAGAAACAGAUAAUAAUUGGUACACUCAAUAUGUUAUCAAUUUUGAUUAAGAAUUAGAUAAUGAUCCAGAUAAUUGGUUUAAUUAAUAUGUGGCAGGAAUAUAUUUUAGGUAUAUUUGAUUUUAUAGAAGAAAUAAAGCAUAACAACUAUGAUUACUAUAGGAUAUGGAGAUAUUUCACCUAAAAAUACAAUAGAAAGAUCAUUUGGAAUUUUUGUUAUGAUUUUAGCUUCUGGUGUAUUUGGUUAUGUAAUGAAUUCUAUUGUAUUAUUGUUUUAAAAUAUGAAUGAAUCAUUGGAAGAUUUAUUAAAUAAGAAUAUUGCUGCAAUCAAGUAAAUUAAAUUAAAUGAAGUAGAUAUAUGAAAUAAAAAGAAGUUAAUAAAAAACUAUAAUCAAGAAUCAAAAAUUAUUUAGAAUGGUUAAUUGAAGAUGAACAAUUAUAAAAGAGUUAUGCUCAUAAUACUCUUGAAAAAUUAUCAUUGCCAUUAAAAAAUUAAUUAACUUAAAUUGUACAUGGAAAAAUGAUGAAUUAAAUUAAAUUUUUAAGAAAGAAUUUUUCAUAAAUUUUAUUAAAAAAAUUAGCAUUUACAUUUUAAGAAGAAAGUAUAAAUAUUAUAAAUAAUAAAUUUAGUUUACAAUCCUGAAGAUUGGAUAAUAAAUUUAAAUGAUUAAAUUAAUGAUGAAACAUCUAUAUAUUUUAUAUUAAAUGGAAGAGUAUCUGUAUGCAUUCCUAAAUCAAAAGGAAUUAUUGAAUUAAUGGAAUUAAGUAAAAAAUAGUAUUUUGGUGAAAUAUCAUUUUUUGGUAAUGUUCCUAGAUGUGCAUCUGUAAAAGCUAGAAAUUUUAUUAAUUUAUUUAGAUUAUCAAGAAAAUCAUUUUUAGAAUAAUGUGAAAUUGAAGAUAUUGAAUAAUUUUUUUAAUUGAAAUUUAAAAUUGAAUUUGAGUAGGAUUAUGAAGAUUUAAAUUUAUUUUGUUAUGUUUGUUAAGCUCCAAAUCAUACUUCAAAGAAUUGUCCUAAUGUACAUUAUGUUAUAAAUAAAUAUGAUAGAAUCAAUAUCAUUGAAAAAUAUAAUGAAGAAAUUAAAUUAUUAAUAAAUGAAAAAAGAAGAUUGCGAAAGAAAUGUCAUUCUUUAAAAUAUUUAAAUAAUAAAAGAAAUUAAUAGGUAAUCUAAUAAAUUACUGAAGAGAAAUAUCAUAUUGAAAAAUAUGUUAAUUUUCAUUACUCUAAUCCAAGAGUUUUAAGGAUUAAAGAUUCCUUUAGAACUGAUUCAAUUAAAGAAUAUACUAAUUUUACACCUUCAUCUAAUUUAAAUUCAAUAGCUAGAUUAUAAAAUUAUAAUGCAGAAUUAUAUGCUGAAAAUGUGAGAUAAUAAAAAGAGUAAUAAAAGAAAAACAAAUUGAAAAGUAAAUUUGUUUAAUUUUUACAAAAUAAAAAAGAAUAAAGAUAAUCAGUAGGAAAUAAAUCUAAUAAUUUUUCAAAAUUAGUAAUGAAUUUAACUAAAUUAAAAAAAGAAUAAGAUUAGUAAUAAUAAAAUUUAGAAUAAGAAAACAAUUAAGUAUCUUAAUCUAGAUUAUCAUCCCCUUCCACAUUUAAACCUAAAUUAUUAAGGGCUCCAACAAUGGCAGUAAGAAAAUUUAAUCCAGACAAAAAAAAUACAAGAUUAUAAAGAUUACCUAGAAAAACUUAUUUAGGAUUAAUUUGUGGAUUAGACAAAUGCAAUUAAUAAUUUAUAGAUUUUGUAAUGGAAGAUAAUAUUGAAUGUUAAGCUUAACCUUUAAAAUAAUUGAUUGUUACUAAAUUAUAGAAAAAAAAUAUAAUCUUAUAGAAAACCAAUGAAUCCACUAGAGAUGAAUCUGUAUCAUUUCCAGAUGUUUAAUUUAAUUAAUUAAUAAAAAGAAGUUCAUCUUCUGAUGAAUUAAAUGUAAAAUCCUCUGCUGAUUUAGAAAAAUAUUCUAAAUAAUUUCUCGAAGAUAUGAUAUAUAUGGUAACUAAUUACAAAUUGUAAAAUUGUAAAUGA